Molecule: messenger RNA, 3048 nt
Organism: Symbiodinium sp. CCMP2592
Lineage: Eukaryota; Dinophyceae; Suessiales; Symbiodiniaceae
Source: the annotation of a GenBank genome assembly
AUGAUGCAGCAAUUUGCGGCGGUGAAAGCCAUCAUCGGGACCCUCCAGGAUGACACGGCUCGCCAACAUGUCUUGACGGCACAGCUUCACAGCUUGGAGCAGCAGCUCAAGGCGAUGGACUUGGGCAACGAAGACAUGGAACCCCUCAUGAAGACCAUCGCCGACUCCCCUUUCUCCCCGGGGCAAAAAGAUCAGCUGAUCACCAUCGUAUCCGAGAAGAUUGCAAAAGCAGCUGCUAGCAAGAGGACGAAGAAAUGCACUCAAGAACUGCCUGAUGUUGCUCCGUUCCUCUCGGAAGACGAUGUCAGUUGCCUGAGCAAUCCCGAUCUGAACGUUCUCGCAAAGGUCACACGGCUGAGCAUGGUGUUCUCUCGAGUGGGGUGCAGCAACCCAACCGAGCAGUCAUGCGGGAGGGCCAUCAGCUUCCUCAAGCAACACAUGCAGGUAGCAGAAUUGGGGGAGCCGGGCGAGUUCUUGAAGUCUGUUCAAGACUUUAAGGCGGCAUUGAAAGGACAUGUGAAGAAGAUGCUGCCUGCUUCAGUGCAUGUCCAGACAUUCAGCACUCCCGACCAGUUGCCAAAGGACCUGGCCGAACGUUGCUUCAAAGACAGCCCUCAGGCUUCGGUGCGAAGUGGCCCAGUGGGCAUCACUGGACCCGUGAGGAAGUCGCACAAGAGUGUUUCGCCUUCCACUUCUGCCAGCUCGUGGCAGCAUCAGCCGGGCAUGUUCCCGAGUCAUAUGUUGCCGAGUCAUGUGCCGCUGUUGCCGAGUCAUGGGCAGCAGUUUAUGACGAUGCAGCAGAUGAUGCAGGCAUACAAUCAUAUGCAGCAGCAGUGGAUGGCACCGCCAACCCCGAAGUCCCAAGGCUUGCCGAACCUCGUUCUGUUCAAUCAACCGGGGCAGCCUGCAGGACAUCAGAGUCAGGGAAAGCCGACCGAUGCACAGAUCGUUCCUUCCAACCAGGCGGGGCAAGGACAUCGAUCGGAGCCGCAAGGACAUCAAUCAGAUCCGCAUGGGCAACAGCAGCAGAUUGAGAACUGGGGGCUGCAGUCCGAGACCACCAACGACCAGAAUAAGCCGCCCCUGCAACCAGCCGAGCAAGCUAAUGCAAUGCUGGCGGCAUGGGAGAGUCGCAAGCUGGAAUCGGACAAGGGCCCGGCUCCGUUGGCUAUGUUGGGCCGCAAGGCAUAUGUGUCACAACACGGCAUAGAGAGUGUGUUGACAGACUUAAAGAAGUCUGGGUUGCUUGCCGACGACGUUACAUCUUCCAGAAGCUCCAUCAAGCGAGCUCGGGAGGAGGACCUUGCAUCUCUUACCGGUGUUUAUGGGCCCUUGGUGCAGAAGAUGGAGGUCCCGGUGGAGGGCCAGUGCAACAAGACGGUGACGGUGCCAUACAUCCACCCGGCUGCCUUCCUGAAGCACAUCUUCAGUCUUGCUCCGUUGUGGGAAUUUCUGCGACAGGAGGUGUUGCCACACAAGGAGACACCAUCCUAUGCUCGGCCAUGGGGUCUCAUUUUCUAUGCUGAUGAAGCAUUAUGGUUUCCACUGACCUGCCUACGGUCGCACCAUUGUUCUUCCAUCGGCGGGUUGACGUGUUUGUGGCGACUCAUGCUUCGACUGUUUUUCACAGAUCACGACAUGCGAAAAGGCAUGGUGGUGGACACUCCGGAAGGAGACCAUUUCCCCAUCUUCUUGGACUUGAAGAUCUUAGUCGCAGAUGAAGCGGCCAUUAAGCAGUCCAUCGAGGGAAAAGGUGCCUCAGGCACCGUCUUCUGCUGCCGAUGCAGCAAUGUCGUUGCUGCCAGAAGCACGGUGAGUGACAUGCGAUCUGAGUUCGUGUCCAGCUUGUGCACUGAUUAUUCGAAAUUUCGUUUACACACCAAUGCCACGACUCGGGAUUUCCUGGCAUUCUUGGAUGCACAGCAUGGCACUGUUAGCAAAGCACAGUUCGAGGCCUUGGAAACAGCCCUGGGAUUCAAUCUGCGAGUGCACGGGUUGCUCAUGGAUGACAUCAUAGGACACAAGGUGCCUGAGGCCAUAAUGUUCGAUUUUUUUCACAUCUACCUCGUCCAUGGCAUCGUUGGAAAUGAAUUGGGCUGCUUCUUUGCCGAGCUUCGCGAUGCAGGUUUCGGCGAGGAUCGACUCAUGGAUUUUGUGUCCAGCUUUCGGUGGCCGAAGCAGUUCGCUUCACCCGAUGCAAAAAGAGUUUUUGCAAAACGGGAAAAGAAAACAUCUCCUGUGAAGGCUGAGGCUUCUGAGCUCCUCAAUGCUCUUCCUGUUUUGCGAAUCUUUAUCUUGAAGUUUGUCAUGACAACAGCGAUCAGCCCGGGCACGGUCCAGGCAUGCAUGUGCUUCCUGAUGCUGUGCAAGGUCGUAGACAUGCUUCAUGAUGCUGUGCGAGGACGUGCUGUUGACCCGGCGGUCCUUCACGACACGAUCGUGAAACAUUCGAACUGCUUGCUAGAGACCUAUGGCCAAGAUAUAUGGGUUCCAAAGAACCAUAUGUCACUUCAUCUAGGUGAAUUUCUUGCAAAGUUUGGCCACUUGGUGUGGUGCUUCACCCACGAGCGAAAACACAAAGUCGUCAAGCGGUUUGCGAACCAAAAGCUGGAUGGCUCCAGGGGCUUCGAGGAGAGUGUCCUGAAGGAUGUCUUGGCAGUGCAGUUGAACUGCAUAUCUGCAGAGCUUCCAUCCUCAAAGGUGCGGCUUAUGAACCCCAAGCCGGCCCCGAAGAAGCUCGUUGAUCUCGUGGGCCAGGUCAUGCCAUUUGCAACGGGGCCCAUUUUGCAUGAUUUGCGGGCCAUGCAUGCCGGCGGGUUCGUUUGCACAAAAGGUGAUAUCGUCGCUUUGGAUGCUACGACUGUGGGUCUAGUGCAGUUUCACUUCCAAGCUGCAGGCCAAGUCUGGACUUGUGUCACCCCAUGGAAGCAUGUGUACGAGCACAUGUUUGAAUGCACAGACCUCGACCCCUUUAUCACGACAACGGACAGCAUCAAAUCGUGCUGCAUCUAUUCGGAGAAGGAUGGCAAAGCGAUCGUUUUGGUCUAG